This is a messenger RNA of Ylistrum balloti, 813 nucleotides long. Its product is annotated as metalloproteinase inhibitor 3-like. The record is from RefSeq and is a predicted model, not a curated record. The transcript has 6 exons. NCBI's taxonomy places the organism in Eukaryota, Metazoa, Mollusca, Bivalvia, Pectinida, Pectinidae. Bases 97 to 735 code for a protein of 212 amino acids. Gene Ontology annotation, cellular component: extracellular matrix. Gene Ontology annotation, biological process: negative regulation of membrane protein ectodomain proteolysis; negative regulation of endopeptidase activity. Gene Ontology annotation, molecular function: metalloendopeptidase inhibitor activity; protease binding.
CAACAUUACUACAUCAUAAACAAACAGCCCAACAAGGCCGCCAACUAAUAUUGGACAGGUUGUAGGGAAAAAGGAGAGUCCGACCCUACCUGAACCAUGGAUGUCUGUAGGAUGACUUUGUUACUGAUGGUGGCCGUGACCUUAGUUGCGAUGUCAUUGGGCUGUUACUGUGGGCUGAGACACCCACAGCAAAUCUUCUGCGAGUCCGAUUUCGUGGUGAAAGUACACGUCAUGGAAAUGGAGGAAGUAUAUGACAACUCAAUUCCUCGCCAUUCGUUUCCGCUCCAGGUUGUGUACACCGUCGAUAUCGACAAGGUAUACAAGCAAUCUGACAAGUUUAACAACGCCGACCACUUACAUCUGCUUACCGGCGGUUCGGAAGGGACUUGCCGACAGGACCUUCAAGUCGGACACAGCUACGUUAUAAUGGGAAAUGUACAUGAUGGUUCAAUGCACCUUCAUUUGUGUGAUUGGACCUCUAGAGUAGAAGACCUCACCGAACACCGGAUUAGGGGUCUUCGAUACAAAUACAGAAAAGGCUGUAACUGUGAGAUAAAGAGAUGUUUCGGUGACCAAUGCAACAACUUAAGCAACCAAAACGACACGUGUCCGUGGAGAAAUGUUAAUGAAUGUGAAGUUGAGUAUGGUUUCUGUACAAACAGACCGGAUACUGGAUGCUCCUGGAGACGAAACGGCAUGCGAAGAGGGUGUUUAGAGAGUUUGAAUAUCGCAUGAUAUGAUCACUUGUAUUACACGACAAAUCAAUGACAUAAUGCAAAGACAUGCUGCAACAAUAAAUGAUUGUCUUUCGGA